GUAUUUGAUUGUAUGAGUUGUAUUCUACUUUUAAAAGCCUUUCCACGUAAUUUUUCAAUUUUCAAUAAGAAAAUACAAAGAUUAAAAAAAAAAAAAAGACGUGUUUACUUCCGGUAUCCAAAUGUUGUGCUAAGCUAGAAUGCGGAUGUCCAGGCAGUUUGCCACAAACCUAUGCUUUAAAUUCCAAGUCUUUAUAAAGAUUGCGCAUUUUUUAAAAAAAUAUUUAUAAGUUAAAAUGUGCAACGGUUGUGUGCAAAAAGAAUACCCCGACCGGGGAAGCACUUGUCUGGAGGAUGGCUCCUAUCUGAUUAACUACCUGGGCUGUGCCAAAUGCCAUCACAGGGACUUCGUGAUGAUCUGUAAUAAAGACACAGAGGAAGAUGAUGGAGAGGAGAUCGUCACUUAUGACCAUGUUUGCAAAAACUGUGACCAUGUUAUCGCCAGGCAUGAAUAUACAUUCUCAGUGGUCGAUGAAUAUCAGGAGUACACAAUGCUUUGCAUGCUGUGUGGAAGGGCGGAGGACUCCAUCAGUGUGUUGCCAGAUGACCCCCGACAGACUGCCCCCCUCUUCUAGGGCUGAUAUUUCCAUACACGAUACUGCAGAUUGACAUAGACUAAGUAUUAUUAUUGGUAUGGAUAUGGUGACAGCCAUAGGCAAAACCAGCCUUUGUCUUGAAUUGCUUUUGAUCAAUGCACUGUAAAUGUUUAAGAUAUAAUGAGCAUUUGUGAAUUCACAGGAAAUAGAUUUAUGUAUGAUGUCUUAUUUGCCAAGGAACCAAUUACAUCAGAACAAUUAGUGUUCUCAAGUGUCACAUACCUACUUGUAAGACUGUUCCCUGUGCCACUUGAUUUUAAUAUGGCGCUUAAAUCCAUCAAAAUACAGUCAAUAAAAACACUUUUUAUGCUUGUG
Molecule: messenger RNA, 910 nt
Organism: Syngnathoides biaculeatus (alligator pipefish)
Lineage: Eukaryota; Metazoa; Chordata; Actinopteri; Syngnathiformes; Syngnathidae
Gene: churc1
Product: churchill domain containing 1
Exons: 4
Coding region: 236-574 (112 amino acids)
Biological process (GO): multicellular organism development; fibroblast growth factor receptor signaling pathway; positive regulation of DNA-templated transcription
Molecular function (GO): zinc ion binding
Source: RefSeq, a predicted model, not a curated record